This is a messenger RNA of Dufourea novaeangliae, 4386 nucleotides long. Its product is annotated as RNA-directed DNA polymerase from mobile element jockey-like. Gene Ontology annotation, molecular function: nucleic acid binding; RNA-DNA hybrid ribonuclease activity. The record is from RefSeq and is a predicted model, not a curated record. The transcript is spliced from 3 exons. Lineage: Eukaryota; Metazoa; Arthropoda; Insecta; Hymenoptera; Halictidae. The coding region runs from base 1 to 4386 and encodes 1461 amino acids.
AUGGCUACAGUGUGGUGCAGCCAUAGCACCAUGCUAUUUAAGGACUUAGUAGAAGUCCUGAAAUUGGAGCAUCCGGAACUGAGGGCAGGGGAUUGGACCCUAUGGAAAGAGACCGACCCGGAGGAGAGAGGAAGGGAAUUUACGGUUAAAAUAAGACCGCAAUCGGCGCAGGGAAUAAGAAGAAUGAACGGGAAGAUAAGAAUAUGCGGAGGAGUAGUAAGAUUAGUCUAUAAGAUGAAGGUGGUGCAAAUAAACUUACACCAUGCGGUAGCGGCGGCGCAAAUACUAACGAAAUAUAUGAGGCAGAACAGUGUGGCCAUAGCGCUCGUACAGGAGCCCUACGUUGCACACCACGCGGUCAAAGGACUUAGUAUGGCGGGGAAAGUUUACGCGGUACAAGCGAGUAAGGACCUUAGGACUUGCGUGGUGUGUAGGGGGAAUCUGGUGGUCACAUUUCUGCCUCAAUUUAGCUCAAAUAAUCUAACGGUAAUUGCGUUAAAAAUGAAAAGUGCAAUUCAAGAAGAGGAUUUAGAAAUAGUACUAGCAGCAGGAUAUCUCCCCUGGAACUCAGACAGGGAUAUUCCAGGGGAAGAUAUAGUGCGAUUGGUGGGGUGGUGUGAGUACAGGAAGACCCCACUACUAAUGGGAUUGGAUGCAAAUGCAAGGAACACCAUAUGGGGAAGUUCGGAUACAAAUGACAGGGGAAGAGAUCUCAUGGAUUUCAUUAUCCAGCAAGGACUGACGAUAUAUAAUAGAGGGAGAUCACCCACUUUUCAGACGACGGAACGAGCAGAGGUGUUAGAUAUAACACUGGGGAACAGACAAAUGGAAGAAGAGGUGUCUGAAUGGAAAGUAUCUAAUGAGGUCACGAUGUCGGACCACAGAUACAUUACAUUCCAGUUAAGCGGACAAGGGAUGACGGAAAUAUAUCCAGUAAGAAAUCCGAGGAAAACGGAAUGGAUAGAAUUUCGAACGAAAUUGGACGAAAAAUUAACGGAGCUACCGAGGAAAUACGGAAACCAGGAAGAACUGGACAACUAUGCAAAGGAAUUCACUAGGAUUACGAUGGAGAGCUGGGAAGCGGCAACGGAGGCGAAACCAAGAGAUGAGCGAAAUAAGGUGCCAUGGUGGACAAAGGAGCUGUCAAGAGAGGUAAGGCACGUAAAGUACCUAGCUAGGAGGGCCCAUAGGAAGAACGGGCUAUGGCAUGAUAGAAAUCAGUUGCGUAUAGCAAGAAACGCACUGAAGAGAAAUCUGUACAAAGCAAAAACAAAGGCAUGGAGGAAAUUCUGCGCCUCUAUAGACAAAAUAUCGAAUGCGGCAAAAAUUAGCCACAUUUUAAUGAAUGCAACCCCAAGACAAUUGGGAGCAUUGAAAAAAGGGAGUGGGGAAUAUACGGAGGAUGAUGGAGAAAUUCUGGGAGAGUUACUGAAAGCACACUUCCCGGGUUUCUCCCUCCAUCCCCACCAAUUAGUGGAGGCAGACCCAGUACAAGAGAUGGGGGCACACUGGGCAUUAGCUAAUAUAAUAGUAUCACCUCAUAAAUUACGUGAGGCUGUAGGUUCUUUCAGUCCAUACAAGGCGCCAGGGCCGGACGGGGUAUACCCUAUAAUACUGAAGAAAAUGUUCCCGAUAGGGGAGCAAGCUCUGUUGAAGCUUAUAAGAGCAUCAUUCGCCACAGGACUUAUACCAGAGGGAUGGAUGGCCACCAAAGUGAUAUUUCUACCUAAACCUGGGAAAUCAGACUAUACAACACCCAAGGCCUUCAGGCCCAUUAGUCUGACUUCCUUCACAUUGAAGACAGCUGAGAAAUUAUUGGAUAGAUAUAUCAAAGAAUAUGUCUUCCCAAUUAAUCCAUUACACGAAAGGCAGCACGCUUUUCGAACCGGCCACUCGGUCGUAACAGCAUUGCACAACGUAACGUUGGCAAUCGAAAAAGCUUUAAAGGUGAAAUAUUACACCAUUGGAUGCUUCCUAGAUAUCGAGGGAGCAUUUAAUAUGACAUCCGUGGACGUAUUGGUAACGGCCAUGGAUGAAUUCAACCUACACCCGAGGAUAAAGAUGUGGAUAACGAGUAUGUUAACCAAAAGAAGGUUGGUGGCGUCGAGAGGAAGCCAAUCAGUAUCGGGGUACGUAAAUAAAGGAUGCCCACAGGGAGGGAUCUUAUCCCCACUGUUGUGGUGUCUAGCGAUCAACUCAUUACUACAUGCGCUGGAAGGAUGUGGGGUGACCAUCUCAGCAUAUGCGGACGAUGUGGUCUUUUUAGCAAUCAGCAACGACAUACACGAAGCGUAUGAUAAAGCCCAGGAAGCACUGGAGAUUCUGAAGGUAUGGUGCGACAGUACGGGAUUAUCAGUCAACCCGGACAAACUGGAAGUGGUACGUUUUACCAAACGUAUAAAGAUACCAGCAACGGAACCUCUAAGAUAUGAGGGAAAGGACCUAAAACUGGUGGAUGAGGUAAAGUUUUUAGGAGUCACGUUUACCAAAAAACUACUAUGGAGACGGCAUGUAUUUAACAAAGUAGCAUGCGGGAAGAACAAUAUAUAUAUGGUGAGUAGAGCCAUAGGUGGGACAUGGGGUUUUUCCCCUCGCAUUGCAAAUUGGAUAUAUAAGUCCAUAGUGGUGCCGAGGGUGACCCAUGGGGCAAUCGCCUGGUGGCAAGCGGCCAAAAUGACUACGGUGAAAAAUAAGUUAAACAGCCUCCAAGGGUUGGCGUUAAGGAAAGCGUUGGGUUCGUUGAGUACCACUCCAUUGAGGGCAAUGGAGGUACUGACGAACACAACUCCGUUGGAUAUUGUAAUUUUAGAUAUUGCAGUACGGACAGCACAUAGAUUAAAGUGCUGGAACAGCUGGACGUGGAAUAACUACGGACACGCGUCGAUAAUGCUGAACGAGGCGAACAGAGAGAUGAAUGAAAUGAUGGAUAUGGAACAGGAUAGAUGCGCCCCAAGCAUGAUUCCGGAGCAAAAAUUUCAGGUAACGAUUCCUACUAGAGAACAAUGGAAGGGUAAUGUAUUACUAGCAGGGAAUCACAUAAAUUGGUACACCGAUGGAUCAGGUAGAAACGAUCUGGCGGGAGCUGGAUGGACGGAUGGGAAGAUAGACAGACACUAUGCCUGUCUAGGAAGAAAUGUAACGGUAUUUCAAACAGAAGCGUUCGCAAUAAUGAAAUGUGUAAAAUUGUUAAUAGACAGGGGCACGAAACAGAAGGAAAUAAGAAUCUUCACAGACAGUCAGGCGGUGUUACUGAGCAUUCAAAAGCUCAUGCAUACCUCACUGACUACCAAGAGAUGUAAGGAACAUCUUAACGAGCUGGCAUCAAGGGGUAACAAGCUAACACUAUGCUGGGUGCCGGGCCACAGAGGUAUUCCAGGGAAUGAACAAGCGGACAAGCUGGCAAAUCUAGGUUCUAGGAGGGCCCCACCGGAAGGGGUACCUCGGCAAGUACCGCUAGCAGAAGCAGUGUUCGCUUUAGGUAGGAAGCGAUGGCGCGAGGGAGAAAGGAAGAGGAAAUGGGACUCUGCGGAAGGAUGCAGGGUAGCCAAAGCUAUGAUUGGACAGAACCCAGUCUAUAAGAAUUGGAGGGAUUUGAUGGAUCUUCCGCGUGAAGACACAAGAAGGGUGGCAGGAAUCCUAACAGGACAUGCCAUCCUGAACCAUCACCUAACAAGGAUGGGGGAACUACAGGAAGAAAGGUGUGAAUUCUGUGAGGAGGAUGCAGUGGAGACGGCAGAACACAUCUUAAUGAGAUGUCCGGGACUAAUGGAGAAGCGUCUCAAAAGAUUACGAAAGGCAAUUCUGGAAGAUGAAGACAUUCCCCAAUUGACGGUGAAGGGGAUACAAGGAUUCACUCAGGACGUGGAUAGGACCAGACCGAGGGAAGAAGAAGAGGAAGAAGAAGAAAUUUGGACGCAGGAAGGGGAGGAGCGGUCGAUACCAGGGGGAUGGACCCAAGAGGAUACGAACAUACUAGAAGACGCAGGAGAGGAAGGAAGCCAUAGUGACGGGGAAGAUACCAUCAUAUAUGCACCAGGAGAGGAAGGGAAUGAGGAACCAGCCCCCCAGGAUUACAGUCCCAUUACCUCCCCGAUCAGUGAUUGGGAGGAGGAGAUGGGGGAAGAGGAGAAUCAUUUACCCCUCCUGAAUGAAAGGGAGGGGGUAAGGGUUCGAUGGGAGGAUGAAGGGGACGCAGAAGAGUGGAGGAACAUGAUGUCGGGCCAGAACUUUGACACGAAAGUAAUAGGAGACACAGGGUUUCUGGUAAGCGAGGGCUUGAUGUUAGCCUUCAAAAGAAACGAACAGAUAGAAGAACCAGAACGAGGGAGGGGAGCCACUAUAGAGGAGUUAGAGGAUGAUGAAGUGGAUGACAUAAUCUGGAUGUAA